CGCGCUUCCACUCCGCACGGCCGGAGGCGUAAUAAUAAUCAGGUUGAGCUCCAGCAUCCGGGGCACGGGGAGGAGGAAGGAGGGAUCGGGGGAUCCAUGGCGGACACCGGCGGACGGCCGGAGGUGUCGCUGGCCACGGUCCGGUCGCCGGGCCACCCGGCAGCUUCUACGACGGCAGCGGCGGCGGCGGAUCUCGGCCACGCUGACACCGGGCAAGAGCCAUGGACCAGGAAGGAACUGAAGCAUCGAUGUCUUGGUCUGUCAGGGCUGACGAGAUUCGCCGAUUCGGCCCAAUUUGCUAGACGUGGGCCUUAGCUAACAUCUAUGGCCCAAUUGUAAGUUUGUGCUAGAAGGCUUUUGGGCCGUGAAGCAGCGGAGAGGCGGGAGAGAAGCAGCCACCUAGCCCUGCAGUUUACAAGUGUAGCCGGAGCGGACUGCGUGGCCGUCUCUGCCGCAACAGGUGUCACCGGCCGAACGCCGCAUGGCACCACCUCUCUCAGCUCUCUGUGAGCCGCCGCUGCUUCACCAAACAAAUCCACUUGCGGGCUUGGUUGAUAGCUUGAUGAUACGUAGUAGGAAUGCAGGAUGUCUUCGUCGAAGAUGCAGCAAGUACCUUAUUUCUGAAAGAUGCUAAAGAGAGCGGAGCAAAGGAGCCAAUCCCUCUUCAGGUUCUAGCUGUUCUUUCGGGUCCAUCACGAUCUUGAGAUGGGAACCCUCCGGUGAGACUACCAAAUUAGAAUAUUGAAGGAUUAAGCAGCUUCUUCUGGUGAAGCCCACCGUCGAGAGCGCCCAACCGGCGAACGGUGCCGCUCCGAUGGGCGAGUGCGGCACGGAGUACAGGGGCCUCCCCGACGGCGACGCCGGCGGGCCAAUGCCGUCGUCGGCACGCACGGUUUCGAUGAUCCCGCUCAUCUUCCUCAUCUUCUACGAGGUGUCCGGCGGGCCGUUCGGGAUCGAGGACAGCGUGGGCGCGGCCGGGCCGCUGCUCGCCAUCAUCGGCUUCUUGGUCCUCCCCGUCAUCUGGAGCAUCCCGGAGGCGCUGAUCACGGCGGAGCUGGGCGCCAUGUUCCCGGAGAACGGCGGGUACGUCGUGUGGGUGGCGUCGGCGCUCGGCCCGUACUGGGGGUUCCAGCAAGGGUGGAUGAAGUGGUUGAGCGGCGUCAUCGACAACGCGCUCUACCCCGUCCUCUUCUUGGACUACCUCAAGUCCGGCGUCCCGGCGCUCGGCGGAGGCGCGCCGAGGGCGUUCGCCGUCGUCGGCCUGACGGCCGUGCUGACAUUGCUGAAUUACCGGGGGCUCACCGUCGUCGGAUGGGUGGCGAUCUGCCUUGGCGUCUUCUCCCUCCUCCCUUUUUUCGUCAUGGGGCUCAUCGCGCUCCCCAAGCUCCGGCCGGCGAGGUGGCUCGUGAUCGACCUCCACAACGUCGAUUGGAAUCUGUACCUGAACACUCUGUUCUGGAACCUCAACUACUGGGAUUCGAUCAGCACGUUGGCCGGCGAGGUGAAGAAUCCCGGCAAGACGCUGCCCAAGGCGCUGUUCUACGCGGUCAUCUUCGUGGUGGUCGCCUACCUGUACCCUCUCCUCGCCGGGACGGGAGCCGUGCCGCUGGACAGGGGGCAGUGGACAGACGGCUACUUCGCGGACAUCGCGAAGCUGCUCGGCGGCGCGUGGCUGAUGUGGUGGGUGCAGUCGGCGGCGGCGCUGUCGAACAUGGGCAUGUUCGUGGCGGAGAUGAGCAGCGACUCGUACCAGCUGCUGGGCAUGGCGGAGCGGGGCAUGCUCCCGUCCUUCUUCGCGGCGCGGUCGCGGUACGGCACGCCGCUGGCGGGCAUCCUCUUCUCGGCCUCCGGCGUGCUGCUGCUCUCGAUGAUGAGCUUCCAGGAGAUCGUGGCGGCCGAGAACUUCCUCUACUGCUUCGGCAUGCUCCUCGAGUUCGUCGCCUUCAUCCUGCACCGGGUGAGGCGCCCCGACGCGGCGCGCCCAUACAGGGUGCCGCUGGGCACAGCCGGGUGCGUGGCGAUGCUGGUGCCGCCGACGGCGCUGAUCGCCGUGGUGCUCGCGCUGUCCACGCUGAAGGUGGCGGUGGUGAGCCUCGGCGCGGUGGCCAUGGGGCUCGUGCUGCAGCCGGCGCUGAGGUUCGUGGAGAAGAAGCGGUGGCUGAGGUUCUCCGUUAACCCGGAUCUCCCGGAGAUCGGCGUGAUUCGCCCGCCCGCCGCGCCGGACGAGCCGUUGGUUCCGUAGGACGCCCAGAAAUCAGUUAGGCCCUGGAACUGGAAAAUGGACAAUUUGGAUUGCAGUCCAACUAUAGGGAGAAAAAAGAAGUCCUGCAGAAUCAUGUAUACGUUGCAACAAAAAGAAUUUAAUCCAACGAAAUCCACUGAAAAUCAACGGAAGCACUAUUCUGUUGGAAUUUUGGAGAAAUUUUUCCAUGAGUUCAAAGCUCUUUCUUUGUUUUGAAUGAAGACUGUGAGUUCAAACCUCGUCUUCACAUCUUAUUGCUGCUCAUGCAAUCCCGUGCUUGUCAUGUAUUGCAUUAAGGCAUUUUUUUUACAGGAAUCAUGGCACCUUAGUUA
Molecule: messenger RNA, 2574 nt
Organism: Oryza sativa Japonica Group (Japanese rice)
Lineage: Eukaryota; Viridiplantae; Streptophyta; Magnoliopsida; Poales; Poaceae
Source: RefSeq, a predicted model, not a curated record